UCCGUAUCUAUGCCUGUGCCCCCCCUCCUUCACCCUGCCCCUCUCACGACUGCGCAUUCUUCCAUAUCCCCUCUCAUCAACCUCAUCAGCCCCAUCUUGACGCCGCACCAUCAUCAUGAUGGACCGCGUCUCGAAACCGCCGUUGUCGGAAUCCGUCCCUCUCGCGGCCAUGUCCCUCCCGCGCCAGGCUCCCGCGUCGACUCCGGCUCCGGCUCCCCUCCCGCACGCCGGCAUCCCCACUUCGGCCAAGCUUAUCCCAGUGAACCAAGUCCCCGUGGAUCCAUCCCUUGGGCCAGUAGCGGUGUACCACCACGGCCGCGACACCGAUAGCAGCGAGGAAUCCGAGCGGGACCUUCUUCCUGUCGGGUUCAGACUUGGCUCUGCUGAAAGACCGGCCGCGGCCUCGAGACGGCGACCGGGGAGAUGAAGGGGAAGGGGAUCGGGAGAGGGAAGAACGCUGCGCGCGAGAGCGGGGACGGCGACUAGUAGGUCCCCUGGAGGAAGCCCGGCGGAUAGAGGCGGAAGAUGAGGGCGGGCGAUAGCGUGUCGGGGAGCGUGAGGCAGAUGGGGAACGAUUGCGGGGCAUCUUCGCCUCUAGGGGGGAGGUUGGCCAAGAGCGGUACGAAGUGGCUUUACAAACUCUGUGAUGUGCUUGGAGACGAGGUCACAGACGUGUGUUUUAGAUGUAUACCCACUUCACGUCGUUUCGUAAAGCAAUGUGAGAAGGUGAGAAGGAUGAUUAG
Messenger RNA from Sodiomyces alkalinus F11, 743 nucleotides. RefSeq lists its product as hypothetical. The record is from RefSeq and is a predicted model, not a curated record. The coding region runs from base 10 to 330 and encodes 106 amino acids. The transcript is spliced from 2 exons. Lineage: Eukaryota; Fungi; Ascomycota; Sordariomycetes; Glomerellales; Plectosphaerellaceae.